UAAAAUCUGUCAUGAAAAUGUGAAUAAAGGUAAAUUAGACGAUUUGUAGCUACCAGUGACUUGCUUGUUAAGUGAAUACAAUCUACAUGUAGCAAGUUUAAGCCUAUUUUCAGACACUGGUUUAUCUCUCUGUGUGAUUAACAUCUAUAACUCGACUAUGGACUUGAGUGUGUGUUUUCAAAGUGUGUUGAUAGUGGAUACAACCAGUAUAAUAUUAGAUUAAAAAGUUUCAGGUUUAUUGAAUUGUUUCAUAAAAAACUGUGUGUGUUUCGUCAUGCUACACAUGUUGGUGUUAAUAACACAAAUUUCUCUAUAUAUUCAUAAAAAGAGUAAAAAAAGCGACUACAUAGCUUGUUAAUUGGAAAACAGUUUAUAAUAAGUAUUGAAAAUGACAACUUCUGUCAAUUCUGUUGGAAAAAGUUCAGAUUUUGUGGAGGACUAUGUUUGCAGCGCAUGCGAAAGUCAAAGUAUUUUUGAAAGUGCCGAUAUUUUUUGUGAAACAUGUAUGAAGUUUUUUUGUGGAAAAUGUGUUUAUUAUCAUGAUCAAUUGUACAAAAACCAUUCCAAAUAUGGAAGAGAAGCAACAAAUAACUGGCCUGUUACAAAGAAAAUGGAGGAUUUGCUUCUGAAAUGUGAUGUACAUAAGGACGAGAAACUGAAAAUGUUCUGCCAGGACCACAGUCAACUGUGCUGCUCAGAUUGCCUUCUGCUUCACCACAGACAGUGCAUCGAUGUGACUCUCAUUUCUGAGUCAAUAAAAAAGCUAUCAUUGGAUAUGCAACAGCUGUCGAUCAAUCUGCAAACUAUUCUGUACAAACUUAAUACGUUUAAGAGUACACAAGAGUCCAUUAUUCAGUUCGUGGAGGUAUCAUAUAAUGAAACAUUGCAAGAAAUCCGAGACACGCGUGCCAGAAUAGAUGCUUAUCUGGAUGAGCUAGAAAAAGCAUCUCUGAAAGAACUGGAUAAAAUUAGGACCACAUUGCAAACCUCUCUAAAGAAAGAUGUUGACAACUGCAGCAGACUGAAGGAUGAACUGCAACAACUUGGUGAAGCUGUACAGGGCCUGUGUAAUAAGAGCACAAAAGAAAUGGAGUUCAUAGCCAAUAGGAAAUGUCUUGACAAAAUUCAAGAAUGUGAGACAUAUAUGAAGGAUAGCCCAGUAAAGAUUCCGAGUUCAAUGAAAUUCCAGGCAAACAUUGACAUUGAUGAGUACCUGUCUAAACUGUCAGGUCUAGGGAGCAUUAGAGUGAUGAAUCCAAACCAGUUGAUGACAGUGAAGAGAAAGUCUGAGUAUAAUAUACAAAUAUCAAGUGACACCAAGACUUGUUUCAUCACAGGCAUUUGCAGCUUACCUAAUGGCCAUGUCAUUGUUGUUGAUAAUGUAAAUAGAAGAGUUAAGCUGUUUGACCAGCAAUACAAUGAAGUUAGCCACUGUGAUGUGUCUGGUGAGCUAUGGGACUUUUGCCUCAUUACAUCCAGUGAGGUGGCUGUGACUGUUGGCAAUGCUGUGCAGUUCAUCUCUGUAAGAAAUGAGUCACUGAUUAAUGGGAGGAGGAUUCAGUUACAGCAUGCUGCUCGUGGUAUUGCCCACCAUCAUGGAACGUUGUAUGUCACAUCAGGCACUGUUCUCUACCACUAUACUCUAACAGGAACACUCAUGAAACAGCUUUAUACGGAUACAGUAGGUGGCAAUUCAGUUUGGAAGUGUGCAGUGAGUCCUGCUAGGGACAUGAUCUAUGUCACCAACUAUGCCCAGCACAAGCUGAUCACAUUGGCCAUGGAUGGGACCCUUAUAUCCUCGUUCACUGACCCUGAACUACUACAUCCACAUGGCGUCCAUGUUACACCUGCAGGACAUGUGCUUGUAUGUGGAAAUACCUCCAAUUCUGUUAUACAGGUGGAUCAUGAGGGCAGAAAGAAGCUGGCAACUCUGCUUUCUCAGAAAGAUGGAUUGAGCAGCCCAACGUCUGUCUGCGUAAACAAAAAUGUUGACCAGAUCACUGUGGGACUAUGCUACAACAACAAAAUCAUUGUUCUGGAACUCCAAUAGCUCCGCUUGCUGAAUAUUUAUGUAUACACUGUUGUUAGUGUUAUUUAUGAUUUGUUUUUAAGAAUAAAAAAAUAACCCAUCAUAGUUUGUACCUCAGGCUGAAAGAAACCUAGCUUUACAAUUGUACAUAGUGUUGAUUGUUUUGUAAAUGACUUUUGAAUAUUUAUUUUGCAAAUAAAUCCUGAUUAUAAGAUUGGGACGUGACGGAUGGGCAUGCGGGUGGCGUUAAACAGGUGGUUUUCAGUCCCUACGUUAAGUUUGAAAUGACAAAAUUUAAUUAAAAUUGGAUAAAGCAAGCUUUAUUGCUAGCUUGGAAUUGUAUUAUGGAAACUGAAAACAGUGUUCGCUUAAUAACUCGAGUUUGUGUAGCUAGCUUACAUUAAAACCUAAAUAGAGAUUGCAUUUAGGGAAAGGUCAAUGUUACUAUAAAAAGAAAAUCAGCAAAGAUGUGGUUUCCAUUCAAUAUGCUGUAAACGCAUAGUAAUUCGUCGGUAUGAAAUUUCGUGCUUUCAUAAAAAACAACUUAUUCUUUGACUCGUAAUUUUCGUGGAUUUCAAAUGAAAAACAGCUAAUUCGUUGAUACGUAAUUUCGUGCAUUUCAAAUUUUUGGGGAAGACUGACCGUCAUAAUAAUUAAUCUUUUAUUAAAACAACCAGAGUAAUAACGAAGCAUAAUCUGCUAAUUUGUGUUGACAGCAUGAAUUGAGGUUAAUGUGCACUGAAGCAUGAAAGUGUUGCCGAUAAUUGUCGAUAAGAGCGAUAAAGCGGCGCACUUGUGGGUCCCCGCUCGCUAAUUGGCAUCAAUAUAGUUUUGACAAUAUUUGCGAUUCUCAGCGCAAUCGGUCCCCUAGUUGUAACAAUUGAGUAAUAAGGUUCCCAAAAUACACGUGUGAAAACCGUUAUGUCUCUUUUAACUUUUAUUGGCACUAAUUGACAUAAUUACGUGAUACUGAAGUGAACUAUUACAAAAAAUAAAUAUCUUGGAUAACCGACAACAAAAGAAAAUGUUGGAAAUGACAUUCGGAAAUGACAGAUUUUGGAUUAAAAAUGUAUAAAUAAUCGUUGGUACUUGAAUUCGUGGUUGGGCGGACCAACAAAAUCCACGAAAAUUCGUACCACAGGAAAUUUAAUGGUUUUACAGUAUUUAGGUCGCAUUUACCGAUCUUGAUAAAACUUAGGAUAUAGCAAGCUUGCAUGGAAACCUAUUUCCGGAUUUUAUUUCAGGCAUGUUCAGUUAAGAUCAUAAUUACUGUACAUACAAAGAGAACAAUUGUAUGCUCACUUGCCUCAGUUUAGUACUAGGUAUUGAUUGUGAGGGUGUUUAGCUUAUAUUCAUACCUACCUUGGGAUUGCAUUUGCGGCAGGUCAGGUUAUGCUGAAGGACACUGUUUCUAAAAACAGAAGACUGAUUUUGGGUGAAUACAUAGCGUUUAGAUGGCGAUAUUGCAAUCAAAAUUUGAGUAUAGGUUGCUUGUACAAUGUAUGCAGACCUAGCAUUGGAAUUCAUGUGGGACUUUCAUAUUCUUUGGUUAGUUUUUUUUAAAUAUAUUAAAACCGCUACUGCUCAAUAACUUUGAGUUUGGAUGGGUUUCUUGAGCCUCGCUUUGGAUUCCAUCUUGGUCCAGUUGGGUAAAGAUCAAUGGAAAUGGAAAAUCUGUUUCCACUCAACAGUUUGAGUAUUAGAAUAUAUGAACUGUAUUCGGCUCAGUAACUUGAGUUUGGAUGGAGAAGUCCUUUGGCUGAGGUAUUUGACUGAAAGUGUGUGUGUGGUAAGCUUAAAUGCAGACUUGGGAUUAAACAGUUAUUGUAUCUAGAUAAUAAUCAAUGCAUUGAAAAACUAGUUAACUGGUUAUGCCAUGUUUCUUUUUUGUGUUGUGUCUGUUGCUUACAUGUGUGUUGAAUGUAUAUAUGGGCCAUUUGUAUGUCACUGUUAAUAAAAAUAGUAACAGUGUAAUUAUACCCCCAUUACUGGUAAUUGAGGCUAUAUAAGAGUCACUUUGUCUGUCGGUCCUUCCGUCUGUCCCAAAUUCAUCCAAUCUUCACCAAACUCGGUCACAAGUUGUAUCUAGAUGAUGUCUAGGUCAAGUUUGAAUAUGGGUCAUACCGGGUCAAAAACUAGGUCACAGGGUCACUUAGUGUGUUUUAAACCAAAAGUUUGUCCGGACCAUAACUAUGUCAUUUAUCGUUAGAUUUUAAAAUGACUUGGUACAUUUGUUCACCAUCAUGGGACGGUGUGUCGUGUGAAAAAUGUUUGUUGAUUUCUCCAAGGUCAAGGUCACACUUUUGGAUUCAAAGGUCAAAUGCUUGUCCGGGCCAAAACUUUGUCAUUUAUUGUGAGAUUUUAGAAUCUUUUGGCAAAUUUGUUCACCAUCAGUGGACGGUGUGUCGCGCGAAAGAAUUACGUUGAUAUCUCCAAGGUCAAAGUCACACUUAGAGUUCAACGAUCAUAAAUUAGCUUGUCCGGGCCAUAUCUUUGUCAUUCAUUAUAAGAUUUUAAAAUCAUUUGCCACAUUUGUUCACCAUAUUUGGAGGGUGUGUUGUGCGAAAGAAUUACGUCGAUAUCUCUAAAGUCAAGGUCACGCUUAAAGUUCAAAGGUCAAAACUGGAAAAUAAAUGAGCUUGUCCGAGCCAUAACAAUGUCAUUCAUUGUGAGAUUUAAAAAACUUUUUGCACAUUUGUUCACCAUCAUUGGACGGUGUGUCGGGCGAAAGAAUUACGUCCAUAUCUCCAAGGUCAAGGUCACUCUUUGAGUUUAAAGGUCAAAAAUGGGCCAUAACUAUGUCGUUCAUUGUGAGAUUUUAAAAUCAUUUGGCACAUUUGUUCACCAUCAUUGGAUGGUGUGUCGCGCGACAGAAUUACGUGAUAUCCAAGGUCAAGGUCACACUUUGAGUUAAAAGGUAAAAAAUGGCCAUAAAUGAGCUUGUCAGGGCCAUAACUAUGUCGUUUAUUGUGAGAUUUUUUAAUCAUUUGGCUCUUUUGUUCACUAUCAUUAAUCGGUGUGUUGCGCGAAAGAAUUAUGUAGAUAUCUCCAAGGUCAAGGUCACACUUUUAGGUCAUAGGUCAAAAAUGGCAAUAUAUGAUUUUGUCUGGACCAUAACUAUGUCAUUCAUUGUGAGAUUUUAAAAUGACUCUGUACAUUAAUUUUAUCACAGUCAUUGGACAGUGUGUCAUGGGAAAGAAUUCUAGUGUUCAAAGGUCAAAAUGGCUGUAAAUAAUAAGGGCAUAAUAAUUCUUCAAAAUUGCCAUAAAUUACAUUCUCUUGUUUUGUGAAGACGGCAUGCAAAAAAGUCUGUGUCAAUGCAGCACGUGGGGGUAUACGUCACGUCUGUGACAAAGGUCUAGUUAUGUUUAUAGUAAGAUAACAUGCAUAAAUUGGUUUGGGCUCUGGUCUGUUGAAAAACAUGGUUGAAAAGGGGGAGGGUAAUUAAGGGCUCAGUUUCUAAUUACAUGGCUAUCAUGAAAUUUUGUGAACACUGUAUUAGUCAUAUUAUUUGCCAACUCAUCAUGAAACAUGCUCAGGACAUUCGUUCCAAUCAUAUCUCAAACGAAUUCUUAAAUGGUUCAUGUCCGUCGAUCAGUUUUCCUUGUAUGACUUUACUACAAGCAUACGAACACGCUUUCAUCACAAUGUUGGCCCAAUUUUUAUGUAACUUGCUCAUAAUUUUUUUGUAAUGAUCGAAGGGUAGCUCGAAAAUGGUUCCCGUUCAUUCAGUUAUCAAAUUAAGUAGUUUGAGAAAGAGAGUCUUAUUUUUUGUAUUAUUACUUAGGACCUAAAAAAAUUUUUCUACUCCACCUACAGAAAUCUAAUAAUGUGAACAAGCCCAGUCUAUAAUAUACCAGUACAUGACUUGGUGGAUUGUGCUUAGAUCGGUAUCCAUUCUUUUAAAAACAUGGGUCUAAGUGGGCAGGGCAUUUUCUUUAUAUGUCUAUAGUGCACCUUGUUAAUACUAUAUGUCGUCCAAUCUUGUUUCGAAUAAUUGUUUAUAUGUUAUCUUAGAUCAGUUAAAACUGUCUGUUUAAGAAUAUGGCUGCCAUGGGAUUUUGUAGUUUAACUUGCAAUGUUCGCUGAAGGGGAAAAUUUUCACUCUGAUUGAUGUUGCUUCUUUGUGAAAAUGAAUUCUACUAUUUAAGUGAUACUUAGUAUUUUAUGAUUUUGUGAUGUACCGAAUGAAGUCAUGAUAAUAAGUGGUGUGUAAAUGACCAUUAUGCUUAUUAAUUGUGUUUGUUGAGUUUUAUGCUUAACUACCAGUAUUUUAAAUGAUUGCUAUGUCGAGUUUUUUGCUUUACUUAAAACUGGCAUUUUAACUGAUUGAAAUUUUUUUGCAUUUAUAUUUUUUUAGCUCAUCUAUUUUUUGAAAAAGAAUUAUGAGCUUUUGUCAUCACCUUGGCGUCGGCGUCGGGUUAAGUUUUGCAUUUAGGUCCACUUUUUAUGCCCCCCUUCGAAGAAGAGGGGGUAUAUUGCUUUGCUCAUGUCGGUCGGUCGGUAGGUCGGUCGGUCCGUCCACCAGGUGGUUUCCGGAUGAUAACUCAAAAACGCUUGGGGCUAGGAUCAUGAAACUUCAUAGGUACAUUGAUCAUGACUCGCAAAUGACCCCUAUUGAUUUUUUCAUAAAGUAUCAAUGCUAUUACAUUCAAACUUGGUACACUUACUUACUAUCAUGAGGGGACUGAGCUGGCAAAGUAAGAUAACUCUGGCUUGCAUUUUGACAGAAUUAUGUGCCCUUUUUAUACUAAGAAAAUUGAAAAUUUUGUUUAAGUUUUGUGUUAAGGUCAAUUUUAUUCCUUAAGUAUCAAAGCUAUUGCUUUCAUACUUGCAACACUUACUAACUAUCGUAAGGGGACUGUGCAGGCAAAGUUAUGUAACUCUGACUGGCAUUUUGACGGAAUUAUGGGCCCUUUAUACUUGAAAAUUUGGUUAAGUUUUGUGUUUUGGUCCACUUUACCCCUAAAGUAUCAUAAAUAUUGCUUUCAUACUUGGAACACUCGCAAACUAUCAUAAGGGGACAGUAAAGGACAAUUUGCAUAACUCUGGUUGUCAUUUUUAUGAAAUUAUGGCCCUUUUUGACUUACUAACUUUGAAUAUAUGGUUACAUUUUGUGUUUAGAUCCACUUUACUUCUGAAGUAUCAAGGCUUUUGCUUUUAAACUUCAAAUACUUUCAUGCUAUCAUGAGGGUACUGUACCUGGAAAGUUGAAUUUUACCUUGACCUUUGUUUAUGAUUAGAUUCGAUUGAUACUUUGACAAAACAACUCUUACUUGACAUACCACAAUUGACUCCACCCAAACCAACCCCCUCCCCCGGAAUCCCACCCUCAAUCCCCCCCAUUUUUUUAAAUUAAAGAUCAUCUAAUAAAUGACCACCACACCCUCACACUAUACCCCACCACCCCCCACCUCAAAAAAAUAAUUUUUGUGCCCCCGGUAGCGUGGCAUAUAGCAGUUUAACUGUCUGUCAGUAUGUCAGUCAGUCUGUCUGUCCGUCCGAAAAAAACUUUAACAUUUGCCAUAACUUUUUCACUUUUUGAGAUAGCAACUUGAUAUUUGGCAUGUAUGUGUAUCUCAAGGAGCUGCACAUUUUGAGUGGUGAAAGGUCAGGUCAUCCUUCAAGGUCAAAUGUCAAAUUUAUGGUGUCAGUCCGUCCGAAAACUUGAACAUUGGCCAUAACUUUUUCAAUAUUGAAGAUAGCAACUUGAUAUUUAGCAUGCAUGUGUAUCUCAUGGAGCUGAACAUUUUGAGUGGUGAAAGGUGAAGGUAAAGGUCAUCCUUCAAGGUCAAAUGUCAAAUAUAUGGCGUCUGUCCGUCCGAAAACUUUAACAUGGGCCAUAACUUUUUUAAUAUUGAAGAUAGCAACUUGAUAUUUGGCAUGCAUGUGUCAUUCUUCAAGGUCAAGGUUAUCCUUCAAGGUGACCAAAGGUCAAAAAAAUUAUAUUUUUAAAAGCGGCGUUAUCAUGAAGCUGCACAUUUUGAGUGGUGGAAGUUUAAGGUCAAGGUCAUCCUUCAAGGAAAAAAAUAUAUAUAAAAUUCAAUGCGGCGUUCUCAUGAAUCUGCACAUUUUUAGUGGUGGAAGUUCAAGGUCAUCCUUCAAGGUCAAGGUCAUCCUUCAAGGUCAAAGGUCAAAAAACAAAUAAUUUUUUUUAAAGCGGUGUUAUCAUGAAGCUGCACAUUUUGAGUGGUGCAAGUUCAAGGUCAAGGUCAUUCUUCAAGGUCAAGGUCAUCCUUCAAGGUCAAAGGUAAAAAAAAUAAAUUCAAAGCGGCGUUCUCAUGAAGCUUCACAUUUUGAGUGGUGUAGGUUCAAGGUCAAUGUCAAGGUCAUCUUUCAAGAUCAAGGUCAUCCUUCAAGGUUAAAGGUAAAAAAAAAAAAACAAAUUCAAAGAGGUGUUCUCAUGAAGCUGCACAUUUUGAGUGGUGGAAGUUCAAGGUCAAGGUCAUUCUUCAAGGUCAAGGUUAUCCUUCAAGGUGACCAAAGGUCAAAAAAAUUAUAUUUUUAAAAGCGGCGUUAUCAUGAAGCUGCACAUUUUGAGUCGUGGAAGUUCAAGGUCAAGGUCAUCCUUCAAGGUCAAGGUCAUCCUUCGAGGUCAAAGGUCAAAAAGAUAAUAUUUCAAAGCGGCGUUUUCAUAAAGCUGCACAUUUUGAGUGGUGGAAGUUCAAGGUCAUCCUUCAAGGUCAAAGGUAAAAAAAAACAAAAAAAAUAAUUUCAAAGCGGCGCAAUAGGGGGCAUUGUGUUUCUGACAAACACAUCUUUUGUUUUUUUCAAACAUUGUUAAAAAACACAAAUAUUUAUUUUUAUUAUUUUAUUUUUUAAAUACCGUCCAACCAUCCCACCCAAGAAUCCCCCCCCUCCCCCAAAAUAUAAUAUUUUGUUUUUGAUUUAUUUUUUUUGCAUUUUUGGAAGAUAAUGUAAUAUGACCACACCCCCACACUAUAAACCCCUCUCCACUCCACCCCUCCCUCCUUUGUGAUUGAAAUUGAGAUAGGUCCCUUCACCUUUAAAAAGAAAAAAGAUGAGCGGUCUACAACCGAAAGGCGGUGCUCUUGUUUGUAUUUAGUUGCAGUUUGUAAUGAAUUGGGACGAUCGUUAAAUAACAUAAAAUAAAUUUAUCUUGCGACUU
Molecule: messenger RNA, 9158 nt
Organism: Dreissena polymorpha
Lineage: Eukaryota; Metazoa; Mollusca; Bivalvia; Myida; Dreissenidae
Exons: 3
Coding region: 389-2050 (553 amino acids)
Biological process (GO): protein polyubiquitination; proteasome-mediated ubiquitin-dependent protein catabolic process
Molecular function (GO): protein binding; ubiquitin protein ligase activity; zinc ion binding
Source: RefSeq, a predicted model, not a curated record